Zeugodacus cucurbitae (melon fly) is the source of this 657-nucleotide messenger RNA. RefSeq names its product ovomucoid-like. The record is from RefSeq and is a predicted model, not a curated record. Lineage: Eukaryota; Metazoa; Arthropoda; Insecta; Diptera; Tephritidae. Gene Ontology annotation, molecular function: protein binding. The transcript has a single exon. Bases 19 to 600 code for a protein of 193 amino acids.
GCCUUUAAAAUCUAACUUAUGAAGAGCAUUUCAGUUUAUUCCAGCAAAUUCGCGAAUUUACACGUAUUUUUCCAAUCAAAUAAAGAUUUUUCUCCAAUAAAUUGGUGCAAAAUGCACAUUUCAAUGAAGUUUUCUAUUAGCCUGCUGUUGUUGUUGUGCUGCGGCAUCUAUCAGGCGUACGCCAGCUUUGGCGCCGAGGCGGCACCUAUCAACGCCACCGAUGGUGAUUGCAUUUGUGGCCGUCAGUAUUCGCCAGUCUGCGGCUCCGAUUCGAAAACCUAUAGCAAUCGCUGCAUGUAUGAGUGUGCGCGCAAGAAGUUGAGCGCCAUGGGCCGCAGUCUGGAGCUGGUGCGCUCGGGUGUUUGUGCGGGCGAGCCGCUGCGUAGGAAGCAUGUGGUCGCUGCUGCACCACUUGUGGCAGCCGUGGCUGAGGAGGAUAAGGACCUGGAGUCGUGCAUCUGCGAUCGCAGCUUAGUACCGGUUUGCGGCUCAGACAAUCGCACCUACAACAAUCGCUGUCUCUUCGAAUGCAAGCGCUCCAUUCUGGCUCGUGUCGGUAAGGUGCUGACAAUCCUGCGCCAGGGCGUGUGUGAGUUUUGAUGCUGAAUGUUAAAAGUUUACAGCAGUUUGAUGAAUAAAAUAUGUUAAAGAAAGCAU